UUCGGUAGGUAGGUACCUAUUAUAAACUUUGUUUGAUGGCGAUUUUACUCAUUUUACUUUUCGUGGAUUUUUUUAAUGCGUCGAGUUUGGUGUAAUUUACAAAGUCAUAUAGUGAAAAUGGCAAAUCUUCCACCACGUAAAGUGUCUUCCUCGAGUAAAGCAAAACAAGAUGCUUCACCUCUUCAAAUUCUUUUGCAAAUGGGAUUUCCGAGACACCGGGCAUUAAAAGCACUGUCUGCGACAGGCAACCGCAGUGUCCAAUUGGCGUCUGAUUGGCUUCUGACUCAUGUGAAUGAUGCCUAUAUUGAUUCGGAUGAACCAAGGGAAUACAUCUUCUAUGCCAGUCCUACUGGACCCUUGUUGAGCCAGCUCCUGGAGUUCUGGGACAAAUCUAAAGAAAUCUCCGGUUGGAAUGGAGCACACAAUUUCCCGCCUCAUAUUACUCUUGUUUCAUUCUUUAAGGCUCCAGAUGAAACUUCCUUGCAACUAGGAAAAGCAGUAAAACAUGUUGUGGAGAAGGUGGGAGAUCCUCCAAACUGUCCCCUAAAACUAGAGCCCUAUGUGUCACAUAACUUUAUGGCACUGUUUGUGUCGGAAGAACAUGCAGAUUACUUGAAAAGAAUAGCUGUACAGUAUGUUAAACAAGUCUCCUCAGUGCUGGGUGUUAUGGUGGAUACAUAUGAACAUCUGGAUGCAUUGGGAACUUGUUUCCCAUGGUGCACCAUGCCUCAAGAGAAGCCUAUCAAAUCGAUAAACUUGGAAGCACAUGUGAAGUCCUUGCAUAUAACAUUGGCGUACCAUUUUGAUGUGGCCGCGUAUGAUGCUCUGAAAGCAUUGGUGGAUGGCAUGCAACCUUCGGACCACUCCAGCUGGGAACUGAGGCUGUACUCCAGAGAUCCAAGAUUUGCUAACCACCAGGUUCAUAAAGUGACUCAAGGUUACGCGCCUAAAGCGAGCGAUGAGCUUGAACUAGUACUUGGCGACUAUAUUUAUAUCGAAGAAAAGGAAUUCGCUAAUACGUCUGACGGCUGGGUGCAUGGUACAUCCUGGCUUACAGGCGUCAGUGGUUAUUUGCCGGCCGUGUUCACUCGACGCACAGCGGAGUCUGAUGCUUGGACACUCCAUCGAGCAAUAUCACUUGGAAACAGUUCAGAUUGUAAGUCCGAAUCUGAUUCUAAUACGGACGGCGAAAUGGCGAGUAGUUAUCCUCAUGAAGACGCUGCCCAGUUGGGUCAUGAGAAGUCUGAGCAGACAUAUGAAGAAUGGGGCAAGUAUUGGACUGCUGUCGAAACCAAUAAGAGUGAUGGGAUAAUGGACGUACCGCAGAAUGUUUCCAUUGAUUGGAAGAGUAAUAGCAGCAAGUUUGGAACAGAUUCGUAUGUUAAUAAAACUGACGAGAAACAUCGUCGCUGGCUGUUCGCGAUGCGCCAUGGCGAGCGAGUGGACCUUACGUACGGACAAUGGGUGCCUUUCUGUUUCGACCAAAACGGCACUUACACCAGGAAGGAUUUGAACUUACCCCUGAAGCUGGGGGAGAGGGCUGGUGGUGCGGAUUCUUACAUGAAAGAUACUCCUUUGACGCGAGUAGGUCGUUUCCAAGCGCAGCUGGUGGGCGAAGGCCUGCGAAUGGCUGGCAUACCCAUCAAGCACGUAUACGCAUCGGCUGCACUGCGAUGCGUUGAAACUGCGCACGCUUUCCUUGAAGGCCUUCAAGCUGAUCCUUCAGUGAAAAUCAGGGUGGACCCUGGUCUCUUUGAGUAUAAGAUGUGGCACAUGGCUAAGGGAAUGGCACCUUUUAUGACUCCCAUGGAGAUGUACAAAGCAGGCCUGAACGUCGACCUGAGCUACAAGCCGUACGUCGACUUGGAUGUGAACACCACUGAGACCAUCGAGGAGUUCUACAAGCGAACUGAGAAGGUUAUGCAGUCCGCUGUUCGAGACACAGAAAAAUCCGGUGGCAACAUCAUAUUCGUGGGACACGCGGCAACACUGGACUUAAUGGCAGUCUCGCUUAAACUCCUCGAUGAGAAAAGAACUGACCACAAGCCCUACAAAAUCCAUGAAAAUCUUCUGAGAGUGCCGUACUGUGCCCUCGGAGCGAUGAAGGACAACCCUUGGGAGGUCGUCUGCCCUCCUUGCCCUCCUUCCAUCAACUCAAGCUCAGGAAGGUUCAACUGGAAGAUGCUUUUAGACGUUUAAGGAUAAAAUGUAAAGCUUGUGAUACCUAUAAUUAAUAUUAUUGUGAUUUAGGAAUUGCAUUUUAUCUACACCUAGUUAAUAUGUUUGCUCUGGAAAUUGUGUGGUAUUUUUGAAUUCAUAAAACGUUUUUUUCAAUCGGAUGUAAGGCUUUUUAGGAUAGAAUGUACUCUAUGGCGUACCAUAAGUUUUGUAGGUUAUUUUUCCAAAGCCAACAUGUUAAUUUUAAUUUAAAUAUGCCUAUGGGAUUAGCAAAGAUUUUUUAAAAUGUGUUAUAAUUGUAACGGUUUAGAAAGGAAUCUUUUAUAAAUUGAUUUUUAACGAAUUACAGAUUGAUUGUUUUAAAAUAUCUUAUUACAAAACCACAAUUAUGUCUCGUAGGUAUGUUUUAAAACUUUUAUUUUUAAGAUUUUAUUAAUGUUUUAAUUUAUGUCGUAUUAAGUAUACUUUGUUGAGAGUAACGUUUUAUUUUUUACCUUACCACUAUUACCUGAGGCAUUUGUACAAGUAGGAGAACGCGGUCGGCACUCUGAUUGGCCGGCUCCAAUGAACCGACCAAUCUGAGCGCGCAUCGCGAUCGGGUUUCGAUUACAUACUUUAAACGUAGAACUUACUUGUACUAAGCCCUCAGUACUCACAUAUACAUACCUAAUACCUACAUAACAUAUUUGUAUUAUUAAGAUAUAUAAAAAAUAAGAUAAUGUGAUGCCUCCUCAGAUAAAUAACAGAACUACUUAUAAGUGUAAUUUAAAUUGAAAUUAAUAUUUUAUUCUUCAAACUGCCAUAGAAAACUUGACCUUAACGCUAACAAAAUAACGUGGUUAUUCCUUAUUAGAGUUUUAUAAUCUUUGUACAAUACGUGUAUGGUUCCUUGAAAAUUGUUUGUUUAUUAUUUGCUUGUCUUUACCAGUUUUUAUUGUCAUUGAUUUCAUAGAAUCCAAUUGGGGGGUUGUGACUUAAGUUGAAGAAGUUACGAGCUACAAAAGGAUUUUAAAAAUAUAAGUAUACAAGUGAGAUAGUAUUUUACGCUUGAUUUGUGUAAUAUGUAGUAAAAUAAUCUAAUCAUAACCAUUAUGUGAGCAAAGGCAUAUAUAAUAUAAUAUAAUAUAAAAAAUACGGGUAAUGUAAUUUGUUCCCGUAGCUUACUGAAGUCGACGGUAUAAACAAGAAUAUAAACUAGUGUAGAUUUUUUAGUUUUUGAGCGCCAUUAUAUCAAAAUAAUUAUUGACUUCUAAAUCCCCGAGAAGAGACCGGCGUCUUCUCUCAUUCAUUCUAUUAUAGACCUUAUUUUCGGAUGCUUAGAAACCAAUUUUGUAUAAACGAAUUGGGUUAUUAAACAUGAACAAAUACGCUAAUGCCACAUUUAUUUUAUGAAAAAAUAUGACUACUUUGCAUCACAUCAUUCACUUGACCUGUAGUUAUGGUGAAACAUGUAUGCUCUGGCGUUCAAGAAUCUUUAAGUCCAGAGUUCAUUUUAUAUUGGUUUAUAUAUUUGUCUAUGCUGUCGUCUAUACAAACAUAUUCCGUGUACUUAUGUACUUCGUUGGUACCUGUGUAUUUUAGUAAAGUUUACUUUGUAUGCCUUAUUAGACUGAUUAGAUGUAUGUUCAUUACAGUCGUAUUAAUGUUUGUCAUAUUUGUACCUGCAUCAAAAUGGGUAAAAUAAAACGUAUAUAAAAAAA
Molecule: messenger RNA, 3878 nt
Organism: Spodoptera litura
Lineage: Eukaryota; Metazoa; Arthropoda; Insecta; Lepidoptera; Noctuidae
Gene: Epp
Product: Ecdysteroid phosphate phosphatase
Molecular function (GO): protein binding
Source: RefSeq, a predicted model, not a curated record